Molecule: messenger RNA, 3670 nt
Organism: Chenopodium quinoa (quinoa)
Lineage: Eukaryota; Viridiplantae; Streptophyta; Magnoliopsida; Caryophyllales; Amaranthaceae
Exons: 9
Coding region: 202-711 (169 amino acids)
Source: RefSeq, a predicted model, not a curated record
CCUAAAACUUAAUUUUGCCGAACACCUUAGAAAACUCAAUACCCCAUUCAUAGCUUUCUCUCCUCAAGACCUCAAGGCUCUGAAUUUUCACACCGAUCAGUCGAGAACGCACGGCGCCACGCGGCCACGGCCUGACGGCUGACGGCCCUAUCUCAGUGUUUCAGUUUCAUGCCAUUCACGGUGGCUCUUUGAAGAAAUAGAAUGAAUAUGAAUAUGAAUGAAAAUGUAACACAAAUCCAACAACAACUCACUGAGCUUGAGAUUGAAGCCGAGCAUCUAAUAUUGGCACGGCUUCAGGUUGUGGAAAAUGACAGGUUAAGGAAUGGGAACAGGGAGGCAUUAACAGCACUCAGGAAAAAGGCACGUACAACAAAAGCUAGUGUUCCUUCUCCGUUUGAGUCCAUUAUGAAGGAGAUUGGAGGGCAUGGUUCCAAGACAUUGGUUCAAGAAAUCUGCCCAACUUGUGGAAAUCAUGAUGCAACUGAAAAUAUGUGGAUGAUGUUCCCUGGAACAGAUGUCUUUGCUCAGGUCCCAUUUCAUGCCGCUCAUACCAUAUUAGAGGAAGAUCAAGAAAGGCUCGACUCUGAAUUGAAGGAGCUGCAGAGUCUUGUCAAAGAGAAGUCUCUGAUAAUCUCAGACAAGGGUGCUAUUGCCGACAAGAUUAGUCCAGGGAUACUUAGGUCUUUAGUGACAUUAACGGACAAAAAAUAAACAUUUGUGACAAAAUUAACUACUAGUUUUUAUCCUACUAUGCAUAAUCUGAUUUUGUAUAUCUAUCUAACAGUGUUCACAUUGGUUUAGAUCUUUAUACAUCAGGAAGUUCUAAACUUCUAAUGGUUUUUGGGUCAGACAUUUAGUUCAGAAAAGGUCUAUGGGCCACGGCCCUCUACUGUUUUUGCAGCCUAAUGAUUAUUGAGUACUUCCUAUGUUUCUUUAUAAUUGCAACAAUUAACAAUGGCAAAUCUUCUAUUAAGAAAAAUAAAAAGAGAGAAGGCUUCACCUACUCUAUAUUAUACAUCUGUCCAUGCUUAUCCCACUCUUACCUCCUGUUUCUUUUUUUUUGGACACUCCUACCCACUUUAUGUAAGGUAUUUUCUGGUACUUUAAUUAAUAAAGCUUACCAAAUGUGGAAGUGUUUAAUUUUUGAAACACCUGUUUUAGCCAAGUGUUGCAAUUUUAGGUUUUUGGUGAUUAAAAAAUUUAUUUUAAGCCAAUCAUAAUCAUAUCAUUUACUCUUUAAAUGUCAGUAGACCACCGGCACUGUUCCUUAUGAACAGUAGGACAGUGCGCGGAUGAUUCUACCCUUCUUCUGGGGUUUGUUUCACGGUUUUGCCACCUGUUGUCUUUUGCUGUUGUUGCUUUCCCGUUUUUCCUCACCAUCACUCAUUUGGCUCACCCUCUUCCUACUCUCUUUCUCUCUCCUCUAUUUUGAUUUUUAAUUUUGAUUCUCUCUUCGUACUUGCUUCUUCUUUUAUUUUGGUGAUCUUCUUUUUGUUCGCCAUUGAAGCUUAUAUGAGGUGAUUUAGUGUGUAUUUGUUUAAUUUUUUGGGUUUAUUAUUUGAGUUUUGAAUUUUACUGAUUUUGAUUGUUUCUCUCUGAAUUUUACUGAUUUCGAUUGUUUCUCCAGGGUCAUUUCUGGGUACUCUUGUAGACAAUCACUCAGGUUUUGAAGGUGUCAGUGAGAUGGGUGUAUCUGCUGUGAAGGUUUAGAGAUAAUCGACAUGUCAGCAUGGGUUCUGAAAAGUGGCUAGAUUUAGAGGUCUGGAACUCUACUCGAGAUUGCUUUAAUGUUCUGAAGUCAUGUGGUUACAGAAUAGCCACUACACAUCUCGGAAAAGAUAGAGUUUCUAUAUAUGACAUUGAUUGGUCAUGCCCAACUGCCAUUGUUGUUGGGAACGAGAACAGGGGAAUUAGUGAAGAAGCUUUAGAGUUUCAGACUUGCACUGCAGUAUUCCUAUGAACGGCAUGGUUGAUUCUUUUAAUGUUUCUGUUGCUGCUGGGAUACUGAUGCAUCAUGCUGUUUUUGACAGAACAUCACGCAUGGUGAGAUGACACAGCUUCAAUUUUUAUAUAGGUCUGCAUAUAAGUGUUUCUAAGGUGAAGUGUGAAGCCUGUAAUCACCUCUGCUUUUUAAUGGCUGCUUUCAUUGCACGGCUCAAUUCAAAAGAAUGUCUUGGCUGCUAUGCACAAGAGUUCUGUCGUCCAUCGUCUUCGCAAAUAUUGUUUGGUUCCUCUUUCUCUCUCCUCUUUUUUGAUUGAUUUUGACCUAAUUUUUAUGAUUGAUUUUUAUAGCAAUUAUGUGUUUUUUUAUGGAGUGAAUUUGGGUAAUUUUGUUUUGCUUUUGAAUCUUGGUGUCCUGUUGGUUUAAUUGUUUUUUGCAUGGGAUGUUAGGUGAGUUUGAUUGGUUUCAUUUGCUGCUUGAAUUCGUUAAGUGAGCUUGAUUGGGUUCGUAAAGUGUAUUUUUGGGCUUAACAUGUUUUAUUUAGCUGUGUUUUAUUUAGUUGGUGGAUGUUCUGUCUGUAAUAAACCAGCGUUAUGCUUAAACCUUGCAACUUUAUUCUCACUACUUGCAUGUUUAAGAAACGCUAGGCAAGUAAAAUUAAGUAUACCUGCCAAGAAAAUUCAUUUUGUUUUGGGGUUUUGCAGCUUUUACUUGUACUGUUAUUGUUUUUGUUAUUGUUCAGGUAUGAUAUUUGAUUUGCAUUUGUUUAUUGUGGUAUAUAUAAUCAUAAGAGAGUGGUGUAUCGUAAUAUGCAGUUUUUAUUUUUUGAUGGAGAAAAUCUGUGUAAUAGAUCAUGAAUUUAACUGAUGGAAUAGAUCUACAACUCUAAAUCUAAAUUCAUACCUACAUAUAAAUAGAUUACCAUUAAAGGGUACAAUUUCUAAUUGAAUUGAAGGUCUGUUUUUCAUUGAAAAGGCUAGAUUUCAGGUUUGGUGUUAUAUUUAAGUUACGAUGGCUUAUUUAGUUAUUUCAAUUCUAAAUAAUGCUUCUGUAAAAAAAAAAAUUCUAAAUAAUGCUGUAAGUCUUGCUUCUGAUUAUUUGGAUCUGCAGGAUCAUCUACCAGGCAUGGACUGAAUCCAGAUUUUGUGGAUCUAGAAGGUCAACUCACUCAUGAGGCACCACGGGAAGAUGAGAAAGAUCUUGAGAGUGGUCUUGUAUGUCAAGUUUAGAGGACUCCCUCAGUUUCGACAAGCUGCCUAGCAUGGGCACUCUUGACAGGAGGUUUUAAUUCUUUGACUGGAUGAAAACUACAUCUGCUACAAGAUGGUGGUUGAUGAAUUGGAGGAGCUUAUAUUAGGGUAGGAUUGGCAUAUUGCCUAUAUCCAGCUAUUCUCAUAAGUUUGCAUUUGUUAUACAAAUUUAGGACCAUGUACCAAUUUCUUUUACUAAAAGCUCAGAAUUAUGUUAUUGUAGUGGAUGUAGACUCUGCAGGACUGUCCUUUUUUCUGCCAUUAUGUUGGCAUAGAACAGCAACAGUGACUUCUCAAGGUAAUUUUCUCAACAUGAAUAUUCACAGAAGGAAGAAUGGUGAUUGCUUGAUGUAUAAUGUACUGCUAAAAUUACCAGACUGUAAUCAAAGUCUUUGCUUUUAUAUUUUCUUAUUCUGAUUGCACCAACCUUGGAAAAUUGGGUUCCACCUUAUGCUGCAGUUUUAAUUCAUGUUCUUGU